Molecule: messenger RNA, 1068 nt
Organism: Polypterus senegalus (gray bichir)
Lineage: Eukaryota; Metazoa; Chordata; Cladistia; Polypteriformes; Polypteridae
Exons: 8
Coding region: 65-904 (279 amino acids)
Source: RefSeq, a predicted model, not a curated record
CCAUUAGAUAGCUAGUGGGGCGGCUGCAGUCCUCUGCACACUUUGUCUGGUAUAAGCUCUUGGAAUGGAGCUCCAACAACCCAAGACCAGCUUCUGGAUCCUUUUCUUUAUUGCUCAGAUGGAUAGACAUGUGGGCUGCACAUGCAAAACUGCGAAGACAAGGACCACCAGGGUCAGUGCAGCUGCUGGCUCUAGUGUCCUUAUGCCAUGUGUGUUCAACAUUACCUUACUUCAAAAAGACCGUGUGGCUGCCAAUUGGAUGUACAACACCACCCAAAAUGUGAUGCGCCUUGUUACGAUCAGCACAAUGGACCCUCCGAUCUUCUGGAAUGGCAGUAAUGACAGAGUACAGGUAUAUCCAUUGCUGUCAAGCCAGGGCAACUUCUCCGUGUUGCUCAGUGACGUAGAGAAUGAUGACGAAGGGCUGUAUGUGUGUGAGCUCAUGGAAGGGGCCGCAUGCACUUUGGGGAAGCAGGAAAUCCUCUUCAGCAUCACAACAGAGUUUGCCUUUUCAAGGCUCUUCUGGUAUUUGCUCAGCAGUGGAUGUAUGGCCUGUGGGAUCACUGCAGUCACUGCUGUUAUUGUCUGCUGGAUGAAAAGUCACAAAGAAAUUGACCCUCCGAUAUACGCCAAUACUUAUUUUCAUGAAGGAAAUAUGACAUGUCCUGAUAUCUCAAAAAUGGAGAAAACAACUGUUGACAAGCAAAUUUCAGGUGUUUUUCCUGGGCAUAGCAAUUCGUCACUGAACGUCUCUUCUGGCAGUGAACCAGACUAUGAGAACGAAUUGGACAUCACAGAUUUAAAGACGGUCUGCCCUACACACUUGGAGAACAGAAAACGAGAUAGUUAUGUGAAUCCAGUUUAUGUUAACAGUUAUGAAAACCUUGAAGAGACAUCAUUGUGAAUGAACUGGCUAUAAAAAGAGAUCAGAACAACAGUAACAUUAAUUUAUAUAACACAUUUGUAUACAAAAAGUAUACCUCAAAGUGUUUUACAGGAAUCAGAAGAAAAAAUUACAAUUAUAUAAAAAAUACAAAUAUAAAUAAAUACACCCUCACACUGGUAUUA